Molecule: messenger RNA, 40683 nt
Organism: Porites lobata
Lineage: Eukaryota; Metazoa; Cnidaria; Anthozoa; Scleractinia; Poritidae
Source: the annotation of a GenBank genome assembly
AUUUGUCAUUUCAAAUUGACUCCACAAAAUACAAGUCUGCUAUUGAGCAACUGCCGGACAUUCUGCUCCAGUGAAAUGGCAAACGAAUACCUAUUUCUUCUGGCGUUCGCUGCAUCACUUCGAUUUAAAUUUGUUUCUUCGUUCAAUCUUGAUAGUAAAGAUGCGUUCGUUUACGAAGGUGCAGCUGGUGAAUAUUUUGGCUAUUCGGUAGCGUUACAUGCGCAAGGAAAAAAAGAUCGAUGGUAAGUUUAUCAAAUGUAAUAUUAACGAAGCUGGUUUACUUUACAAACAAGUAUUUUGAUUAUUACCAGAAGUUUAAUUUAUACAACAGAGGAAACUCGGACUUAAAAGGAAAGAGGCUAAGGAAAGCUCUGCUCCUUGGCCGUGUUUUUUAAAGCUCCGUUCUGAAGGCUUCCUUUAAAAACCGGAAACUUGGAAUUUUAAUAUAUGGCUCUCAUAUAGGACACUUGUUCUAUAAAAUAAUUGUUAUAAAUGGAAAAUAAAGCGUUCCACUCGAUGAUCGCACAAUUGAAUCGAAGGACUAAUAUAAAAGAGUUAAAAGAGUGUCUCUAGUAAUGAAACCCAUCGUAUUUGUCUGUAUGUAUUGGUUACAUGUAAAUACUACAUGAUACAUUUGAAAUCGACGCUGACAGAAAAAAACAUCGGGCUCUUUGAGUGUAAACGCCUGCCUCUAUUCCUUUCCGAAGCACCUUUUAGCGAUCAAUGGCGAUAACUAGAUGACAUUUCCACUAGAACCUGUCACGCGCGCAUUUUCCGAAUACCUUUUUGUUAGAUAUGGCCCUUUCUUGACGACAACAAGAUCGCGUAAAUUGAUUUUGGAACAGUUGUCACAGUAUAAAUCUGAACGUUAUCUGGAGUUGCAAUAUCACUGUAUUUCAAAUUAUCGUGCGCCAUUUCGUCGUAAUGCAAUGUAAAGCAGAUUAACGUUAACGUUAUUAAAAAAAGACUUUCGCUCCAACCAAAAGGAUCAAGCUUACAUUUUUGUUUGCGUGUGUUCCCGCACAAAACGCAGGAAUGAAAAUAAUGCUAUAAAAUGCAAAUCAGCUUUCUCGUUAAAUCCACAUACUUACGGAGAUUUUUAAAUAAUUAAAAACACUCCACCAUCUUGAGAUUCCCCUGUGAAAUAACAGCGCACCUUUUUGUUCGAGACUAUUAUUUUCUGCUGGCGUAGUAGGCCCCAGGUUUGCCGUAUUUCAUAAUCUCUCUAUUUUUCCUUUAUUUUAGCUCCCGUAGAAGGUUGGUUUUGCAAACCGAAAUAUUGUGAAAUACCAUUUGUUUUGUUUUUAAUUAUUUUCCUCUCGGUAUUUUUGCCGUAAGGAUGAGUGUAUUCCUGUUGUACUCCUCCUCGAUUGAUUAUCCACAGGCAGACCACCUUCUGCUCGUACCGGCGAUGCUCUUAUUCUUCGGCCAUUUCAAUCGACCCGUGGCACAUGUAAAGAGGAAAUACAACUGAAGAUUACGGUGGUUCUGGGACAAAGCACAGCGACGAACCUGUGGUUAGCGCUGUGGUUUUGUCUUAAAACUGGUUUUUUGUAAAAUAUAUAUAUCUCAGGGUGGGAAAUGGCUAGCUUGCGUACUUGAGGGAUCCGCGGACGAGUGCUGUUGUUUUUUGGCGGCAGAGCCGCGAGAAGAUUAGGAGCAAAUCGAAAUCCCACAGUCACCAAGAAAGUGCCCCGCGCAUAAUAGUCCCGUCAGCUACGCAGGCUAGGUAAUGGCCGACCACUGGAGGCUACCGAAUGGCCGAAUAUAUUGGUAAAUUGAUGUCAACCAUAUACCAGCGACAGCGAACAUUAUAGCUGUUGGUGGCCGAAGAGAGGAGGUGGGGGGGGGGGGAUGGGUGGGGAGAAAGGCUGUUUUCUCUCUCCCAACCGCACCUCCGAGAAAAAAAAAGAAUUCUUGUAUCCUUUAUGUACGUGCCCACAAACCCUGGCCGAGCUGACGUAUCUUUCGAAGAUAAUUAGGCCAAAUCAUGCAAUUUAGGCGCGAAAGCUAUGCAAAACGGGUACUGUAAGCACGGGCAGCCCAAAUUCGCGUAAGUUGAAGAGGAAAGUGUUUUUCCAUGCUUUAAAGCCUAAAAGAGAGUAAAAUAUGUCCCGGCAAUUAAAGAAAACCACAACUCUAGUGAAUCAACAACAGAAGGCUUGCCACGACCUUUAAAGUGCCUGUUGUUAAAGUUUAAUAUCACGUUACGCUCAAAUUCAUCGCAACUAAGCUUUCCCGCGCCUCAGCUCAACUUCUCACCUAAAAUUAAUCUUCUUGAUUGAAACUUGUAAGCUGCUGAGAUGGUUUUUAACCAAUAUCAUGGGACUUCGGCCACAUCGAAACAAGUUUUUUGCACUAAAAAUGUCGCGUGAAAGCGUAUCCGAGAAGCACGAUGAGGUCUCGCUUAAAUCGCAAUGAUCAUUUGCUGUAAAUAUCUGUAAUUUUGAGGCUUCUUGUAUUUCGGCCGUCUUUGUUUGAUGUCUCCAAUAAUACAAUUUUUUUUAAGCAGAACGUUUUUUAUAUAAGAAACGUUAGGCAGGGAAUGGGAAAAACUUUGACCGGAACUCUAACGUUCUCGGCCAUGGCUUCCCUUGCUUGAAGGCGAAACGAGUACGAAAACGUGUUCCUUCGGGAAUUCACAACUCCAGUGAAUCAACAUCAACAGAGGGCUUGCCACGAGAUCCUAAAAAAACUUAAGGAAAUAUCUCUAUCUAAAGUGCACUCAAAUACAUUUUAUCAUGCUUAGCUGUAUUGCACCAGUUUAAAGGUGAAGAAUUUAGAGAAAUUAAGAUAAGGAAUUUUAUUCGCCAAAUCAAUUUUGCUGAACAUUAGUUUGCAAUGUCCAAAAAGCACGACGUUUUAGAGUCCUGCAGGCCUAUAAUUCCGUCAUUACAAAAUGUAAUAAAUUCUUUGUCGUUCAAAUAAAUGUAAAUUGUAUACUCUUUUAUGGGAAAAUAAGAGUGUACAAACUACCCCUCCCCUGAACCAACAUUAACACUUCACUCACUUAAAUGUUGGCUUAGGGGAGGGGUAGGUUGGCAGUUUCCUAAAAACGUAGAAUGAUCCCAUAAGGUUGUAGCCGUUUAAGCCCCGUAGGGAACAUACAAAAAUAUGUCUUCAAACUGAUGUCCAUCGAUACAUUUCCUUAAGAUAAUUAGAUAAAAGAUUAAAGCAUUUUAUCUGUGCUUAUCAUCUUAUUAGUUAUUAUCUUCUCCAGGCAAGAAAGGAUAAAAGCCCUCGAAGAGAUAUGAGGCUUCUUCUUCCUUGAUUUCGGAGAAAGGGGCGGGGUUGCCGUUGCGUCACUGUCCGUCAAUUGCAAGAUUGAGGCGAUCUCAGACUAAAAAUACGGAAAAAUUUCGACCCACUCCCUCCCCCUAAAUCAAGAUGGAAAUAGCGCGUUUUAACCUUCGGGAGGUUUCAUCCCAUAUUUCGGGUUAUUGGGGGAUUGCUGUUCCAUUUUAUUCUGUUCAAGAUUGUAGCCCAAAUAAAGAAAAGCGAGACCCAUUUUUGUUGUAUCAAAAUUUCGUUUUCUUGGCUUAGAAUUAUUCUGCUUGAGAAUGAAAUUCUCUCUACCUCUUUCUCUGACUUUUUUGGUCUUCUCCGCCUGUUACUUUUCCUUUUUUGCGUUGUUCAUUAUUUUCAACAUCUUCUUAAUUUACACUUUUUUCUAGGGUUAUAGUUGGGGCACCGUUAAGAAACAAGACGGUAUCCCCCAGAGAGUUCUAUCCUCGAUACGGAAGUGUUUAUAAAUGCAAUGCUAACUCAGGACAGUGUAGUGUAAUAUCUGUGGACGACAGACGUAAGUUGAAUUUUAUCUGUUGGUUGUAGGUAUGUGCUGUUAUUUGGGGUGUGUCGUCAGUGUGUCGUUGUACACUAAGGAAGUUAUAAUAUAGAAGAGUGCAGGGGCGGAUCUAGGGGGAGGGUGCAGGAGGUGCACACCCCCCCCCCCUUCCCCCCGAGAUGACCUGCGGUUUUCUAAUACAACUGGUAUUCUGCAAAAAAAAACUACGUGGUUUAUUGGUGUUGAAGUAGAGCAAGAGACGAGUGCACCCCGUCCUAAAAAAAAUCCUGGAUCCGCCCCUGGAGUGUUUGCACAGGGUAGUAAUAUUAUAUAUACAGUAUACCGACCCAUGAAGCUCGCCGAAACACAUUUCCCACGUGAAUGCCGACUAGGCACUCAAGUCGGCGGUUAAAGUAAACCAGCUUUGCUUCCACGAUAUUUGUGCUUUGGCGACUUUCGCGUAAAAACCGCCCGAUGUUAGGCUGGGCCGUUGUCUGCGUUGCAGACUUAAUUUGAUCAGAGUUGAGUUUCGUCUGUAGCGCAGGCUGCUGGGCCGAAUGGGCCGGAUAUUACCCCGUGGGGGGGGCACUUUAGGAAUUUCUGGGUGGGGAUGUGCCGCUGGGAGCCUGGAACCCUUAACCUUUACCAGAGCUAGUUCAGCUGAAUUUUGCUGCCCUAUACUAGAGUAAACUCCCCAAAUCCCCCUAUCCUAGAGUAGCUGUGUACCUAGUCUAGAUAAAAUCUUCAACCAACUGAUCAGUUUCCUGAAAAAUGAUACCCUAUUCUAGAGCCAAACGCUCUGAUUUAUAUACCCUAUCCUAGAGUAAACUGCUUGAAAACCAUACCCUUCACAGCGGCACAUACCUAUAUAGCCCAUAUAUGGCAGUACCCCCCCGGGGAUAUAACUUAGUAUACAGGGUGAACUAAUUAACCUGAUUGCGACCUAUCCCGUUUUUUUCUCGAUCAUUUCAUCUCGCUUAGUUAGGUGGGGCAGAUUAAAUUUAAGCUGAGAAGAGUCCUAGUCCGCCGAGCUCAGAUAGAUGCUCAUCUCUCAAAAGAGGAAAAUUCAUUUCACAUCGUAGCUAGUUGUGCAGGGAUGGCAAAGAAACUCACCACAAAAAAGGGAGGAUAUUUUCAACUUGUUGUUUAAUCGCUAAAACCCACUGUGUUAUUUUUUUGUCGUUCCCGACCACAACGUGGACAAUUUUCCGUUUUCAUCAUGGUUUUGUAAAGUCCCUCAUAUCUCCCGUAUACUAUGCGAACCAAUUCAUAACGGCAAAAACAUACACAUCUGAAUUAAUUGAGACUGAUAUUCAUGCGUUAUACACAAAUGUUCCAUAACAAUCCGACCAUGGCAGGUUGUAGUGUACGUAGCCGACAGAAUAAUGGGACCACAGUGCUCCCAUUUUUCCCCUCGGGCAUUGAUCUCUCUUAAUUGGUUAAACUUCCGUUGGGCGUAAAGAACAUUUGUAGCGGAUAACAGACUGUCAUAUCUCGGGUGGUCAAAAGCUUUUAGCACCUCUUCAGCAGAUUAUGAAAACAAAGCAAUUAUUUUCACCUUUGGCUGGAGCCUCCGGGCCAGCUGUUUCUAUAAUUUGAUUAAUUGUUUUUAUCUUUUCCUUCCGUGUUUUUUUGGAAAGUUUGCGGUUGUCUUAAAUGAAUUUUUUUAUUAUUGAUUGAUCUUAAUUAAAGUAAUUGCACCGGACGUGGAAAAAUUCUUGUCUGAAGAGACCGUGAUCCAAAUAUUUUCCCAGGAGAGUUUGAAGACAAUCCAUUUCAAGAUGAUAUAUUAUAUUUGUAAUCGCACGACUGAUGUGUUAUUUAAAAUAGUAAGUACGAAGUCGGCUUAUUUAAUAGGUGCCGUGUCUGUUUAAUUUUUCUUUUGAGAAUUGGCGCCGCGUCUUUUUUAAAUAACAUUUUCAAAGUAAACUACGUACAAUCUCGGACAUUUACUGUUAACUUCUUAAACAGGAAUUAUAAUACAAUAUUAGUCAUGCCUUUAUUUUCGCUUGGGUCUUCGCAUGUUCAGAACAUAUGUUUUCUGUGAACUGGUUGCAUUUGUAUUAAUUCCGGAAAUUCUCGGAGAAAAUGUCGGGAUCAGAGGAGAAAGUCAGCAGAAGUGAAGUUAGAGAGAGUAGAAAUUAUAGCAGCUACUGCCAGGUUUAAGUCAAAGUGUCGCCUCUUUCGUUAUCCGAGAGUUGUAUGGGUGUGUCUUUUAAUAUUCAGAGAUGAUUUUUUUGUUUAAGGUCAUGUCAUAGUUUUGCCUUUCACGUAGACAUUCUCUUCGUUUGUCACGCAAUCUCCCCACAGUAACGAACAUUGGGGCGGAGCUGCGAUACGUGACGAGGUCACACAAUCUCAGACGGUCUGCCAUAGUCUGUAAAGGUCGGACUGAGCCACACACGAAUAUAUUAAACUCUCAUUUGUUGUCUACGUAACUGGAAUUUUUUGGAACGCUAAUUGAAUUUUAAAAAAUGCUUGAAAGCUAUUUCUGAGCUUUCACGAUAUCGACAUCAGAGGUAGCCUCCCACGCAAACGUUCUUUUGGCUCAACACUCAAUUCUGCGCAACGUAACGUUCGUGGGCAUGGAACGCGUGAUAUGCUUUUGGAAUGCUCCAAAGACCCUCUCUAAGCCACUAAAGGUUCUAUCUUAGGAGGAUAUGGCAGUUUUAGAUCAAUUAGCUACUGACAUCAUUAGCUUGUGCCUUAUACACAAAAUGUUCCUGUAGCGUUAGGCACGGCCAUGAAGACCUUGUUUGGUUGAUGUUUGGGAUCAAUUAUGUUUCUGGGAAACUGCCCAUUUACCCCUCCCCUAAGCUAACUUUAACACUUACUUCUCACUUAAGGCAAAAAACGCAAAAUGAUGGCUUAGAAGAGGGAAUUGAUACAAAUGGUCUGAUGUUUCCUGGCUUUCCGCGUAGCUUGAAAACUUGAAAAAGUUGGCCCAAUUUGUUUUAAGUUUCAUCCAUGUCCAUCCUUGACAUCCGUAGCAAUAGAUGACAGGAAACAGUUUCCAUGCGUAUAUAUUCUUGAAUAACAAAACUGGACCAUUAUUUCCAGAAUUACCACUGAUGCGAAAGCAUGUUUUUUUAAAAAAGAAAUGUUUGAAAUGGUUGAAUGUUUGAAUAUCUCCACAGGUCAAGCAGAUGACGAAGAAAAGAGUGGGCAGUGGCUUGGAGCAACGGUAGUCACUUCGCCUUCCACCACUAACAAUGGAAAAGUGCUGGUAGGAACACCCACACUCAGUGUUAGUUUUUUCUUAGCCUGCGUAGCGCUGACGAAAUUAGGCUGAUUUAGCAACAGAACGGAAACGUCAUUUGACGACGGGAAAGCGCGCGGAAAGGACUAAAUUCGACUGUCGGUGUCCAAUUUGCACCUCUGCCAUUGGUCAAGCCAGUUGUUUGAUUUGCGCGCGCAGUCGUCAACUGACGUUCCCGUUUUGUUGCUAAAUCAGCCUUUUGUUUGUCCGUGCGCGUGAUGCACGUGCAAGUGUUUUGUUUUGCUAAUAUAAACCUAUUGCUUUUUUGCCUUUCGCGUCGCCGUCGUCGUUGCUUAGUUUUUGCUACGAUGGUAACUUGACGUCACAGUUCUCCUCUCUAAUAGGCUUCUUCCUACUUUUCCAAAACCGCUAACUUUCAAAACGAGCCUGAGUCCAAAACGUUUCAUGUAAAAAUGAGUUUUAGUUGCAUGAGAAUAUAAAACUUGUAAGUUGCGCACGGCGGUCGUUUUUGGAGACGCUUGAUUUUAUCGUGAAAUAAUAGUUGUUCUUUUAGUUAUGAUAGUUUUGCUGUCGAAUCAUUUCUCUUCUACUGCCCCAAAUAUUUUACCCUUGGAAAUAAAUUCUUCGCUAACAUGAAGGUUUUUUUCUUCCAAGAUUUUUUAGUUAUUUAAAGACUCUGAUUGUCGGUUGUUGCGGGUUUUUGUUGGUUAAAACCCGCGACCUCCCGCUCAGCAGACCGGCACUCUCCCAACUGAGCUAACCAGGCGGCGGUUCUUGUUGAUUGUUGUAGGUCUGUGCACCGAGAUAUACAUACUGGGGUAAAGUAACCAACCCGAAUAAGAAGGACAGAAUACUUAUGGGAAAAUGUUUCACUAUUGAGAACGAUUUAGGAUACGCGGAGAAGAUUGACCAAACGUGCUAUCACGGUGGUAGGCAUAAAUAUCCUCUUACCUAUUAGGCUCGUAAUAUUUUCAAAGUGAUCAUUAUUUAUUCAGCCUAAACCAGACUUUUUUUGGAAUAAUCUGAUUCAGAAUUGUUUUCUGGUUCUAUCAUCCCAUAGUUCUAUUCAGUCCUUCGUGAGCGCUCUGUUUCGAUUAGAAAGCAAAAAAAUCCAGAACCUUUUUUAAACCAGCGUACAGUUAAAAGGCUGCUCUUUUUUUCUUGUAUCGAUGUCCCAAAUCCGUCUUUAAAAGCCCACGACAUACGACAAUUUUCGCAAUCAGGGGUUUCAAUAAAAAUUGAAGAACUCAGCAGAUUUGAAUAGAGUAACCGCGAUUGUAUCUACCAGUAGGCCCGUUCUUCAGUGGGACAUGUUACCCCAGAAAAUAUCUAAAAAAUUUCCAAUCCCUAAAAGGUAAUUUCCAGCUUUCUCGGGAAAAAGUGAGUACAAUACUAAUUAAUAGUGGCAGUUUUUAUGUGUAUAAUUUACAUUUCUUGGAAAACAAUGAAUAUGAAGUAAAUGAAAGUGAGUAGUAGCACUGACACUGCACAUCAUUCAAAAUGUAGCAGCCAGUCACUUAUUGUCAAAUAUUUUACUCUUGUGACUGUUUUAACUUGUUUUGACAGAAUCUUUCUUUAAUAUGAUACUUCAUUUCCAGUUCCGAUGGCAUAAAACUAGCCGACUUCUAUGAGCAAAGUAGCUGACUCGUUUCGUCGAUUGUCGGUGCUUAUUUAUACCCCUGCGUAAUAAUAAACACUUAAUGACUGGUCCCGAGGAAAACAGUAAAUUUUGCUACUUUGAGAUUCGAGGGAAACAAAAUUAAAUGUUUCUCGAGGGACCAGUCUUUAAGUGAUUUGUUAUAUAGCUGGAAAGUUUGAAGCUGGAAAUUCAUUAAACCUCGCUGUUAACAGCGGUCGUUGGUCAACAUUAGUGGGUAACAGUACACUGUUACCCUCUGACGUCAUAGAUUUUGCAGUGUUGCCCGCUCAGAGAUUUUAGCGGGAAACAGUUUCAUUGUUAGAUGUCAUGUGAUCUCAAAGUAACCAAUGACUGCUUUGCUACUCUUCCAGGUAGAGUUUGAAAAUUUUGUUCUUUAUUUCUAGAGAAUCCGGGAAAUGAUAAUUAUAGGGACGUAAAAGAUGCUACGUGCCUAGAAGGCUUCAGUGGAGCCAUGCUGACAAACGGCAGAUUUCAAACUUAUGUAAUGGGACUACCUAGCCGGAAUUUGGAUGGUAAGUUAAAACGUUCUUGGUAUUUUUAGAUGAGGGGUGCUUUCCAUAAUGCCAAUUUUUGGAAAUUUCGGUCGAGAAAUAAAUGGAACGCUUCGCUCCGCUUGAAAACUUUCUGGUCAAAGUGGUCCACCUCCAGAGCUAGUCCUCUUUGACUGGUCGGUCUUGUCCGACCGAAACUUACCGUUCCACUUCCAAAAAUAUUGUUUCUAGUCCCACUUCGCAGAGAAGUAAUCAAUAUUUGGGUCUAAAAGUAAAUGGAACGCUUCGGUCCGGUUGAAAACUUUGAUUCAAUCGAACAAUGUCGUUCUAGUUGCAUUGGUUUCUGACUGGUCUGUUUGGCAAUGGAAAGCACCCGAGAUUUUCUUAAUGGGGUUUUUAGCUACAAAUAUCCCUAGAAAUAUUUGGGAGAAAACUUUAUCACUCGUUCCAAAGGUUUAAUUUUUUCUUCUCGUUUGCACUUGAGCCGCAAAGCAACAGAAAGAAAGGAAAACCCCCUCGUACCUUUCUGAUUUCUGAUUUCUCAACUCUUUUUUUUUGCCCAAGUUACCCCUUUGUAAAAUUUUAAUUGUACCAAAGGGGUUUAAGUAAGUUGAUAUUUGGUAUCCGUUUUAUCCAGCAUGCGUGGCCAAUUUUUAUAGGCGCGCGAGGGGCAACCUCGUCCCCAGGGCUUUUCCCUUAAAAAAAUUUUUAUUGGAAAAGCCCGGGGGACAAGGUUGGUUGAGGGGAACACGCGUAGUGAAGGCCCUAUUUUACCGUUUUCUACGUUCUUUGGUGUGCCAAGAAUUCCAUUGGCUCAGUGCGCCUCGUGGGAGUUAGUCUGUCACCUCAAAGUGAUAUUUUUCAUUCAAUGGACAUUCGAGUCUUGUAAACAAAACAUACGCCGCGCUCUACUAUUUAGAAACUUUUACAAACUCAAGGAAGUUGGCAGCAUUUCUCUUUCGUUGCAGGUUCUAUGUCAGUGUUUAACGUGCCUGGGAAGCCGGGUACGACGUUCUACACCACUCGGACUCAUGGUAAAGAUGAAAGCAGACCAAAAGAUCGAACUGGUCAAAACUUCGGUGAGUAACGCUAGACAUUUCUUUUCUUUAUGCAAAAACAUGAUGUAGUUCCGACGUUAUGUACUGUCAGAACAAGUAAAGAAAUGAAUUUUCGUCUUGCUGUUGAAGCAACAUACCUCAUUUAAAUAAGUUCUUCCUUCUUUGUUUUUUCUCCUCGUCAGUGUACUUUUUUGAUUUUACCUGCUACCUAGAACCUAUAUUGUUCAGGGAGCUAAGAAGGAAACCAACUGGUUCAUUUAGCUUUCUAGCUUGCACAUUAUUUUCAUUAAAUUUAAUUAAUCUUCUAUUGUAACUAAGUCUACCAGAUUGUAAUAUUAACCAUGUACAUCGACAAAAGGAUAAUAAGGAUUAUUCUGUUCUUUUCUGCUAAUAUUUUUCCAAGUUUGGACCUGAUUGAAAAACGUGUGAAUGUAUUUCAAAAUAAUAUGUUGGUUGUUUGUCAGCUUGGUACUAGAAUAAGUUGAGUGUCAGCUUCUGCAGUGCUUGGAGUUCGACUUGACUCGAACAUCCGCGACUUCAAAGAAAGCGUUUUCUACAUUGCCAUUCCCUAAAAAAAGUCAAAACAGUCACCUUCUUCAAGCUUGUUAAACGCUCUCAACAGUUCACCUAGAGAGAUAAUUACUAAACGGUUUAUGCUGCCAGAAUCAGUCUGAUCAGUGAAUUGGGAAGAAUCAAAUCAUAGUGCAGAUUUUAUAGAUCACGAUUACAUCACUGAAAUCAAAUUCCUUUACUUCUUAUCUUCUAAAAUUUUGAUCUGUGCCUUGCUCAUUUGUAGGAUACGCGGUUGCCGCCGGACGUUUUACAUCAAAAGACAAAGAAGGUACUAGUUAUAACGACACGAUAUAAGUUAGGCUUAGUUGGUAAAAGGGCAAAAACAAAAGAAAAAACAGAAUGGAAGAAAAACCUAUCACAGAACUUCAACUGCUGCUUAACAAUUCUCCUUCGUCAAGCGAUGUUGUUUCCGCCAUUUUGCGUUAUAAAGCCAUUGGGCCGGGCGAGUAUAGAAUCCGUGAGUACCGUCCCGGUUUAGCCGCCGGCGAGUUUUAGAUUUCAAGUUGUACAUAAGGCGGCUUCGUAAUGGCUCCAGAAGCGAACAGACAGUAAAACACACAACAAAAACGCAAGUCGAGUCAUUUUUAUUGCGUUUUUGUUUUUUCAAUAAAUGGAUUUUAGGACUUUCUUGUACGUUUUCCAUACAUUCUCUUAUAAAAUUCAGAUUCCAACGAACUCUCAUAUACCGUAAAAUUCCGAAAAUAAGCCCCUCCAUGUAUAAGCGAACAGACAGUAAAACACACAACAAAAACGCAAGUCGAGUCAUUUUUAUUGCGUUUUUGUUUUUUCAAUAAAAUUUUGCCUUUCUUGUACGUUUUCCAUACAUUCUCUUAUAAAAAGAUUCCGAACUCUCAAUACCGUAAAAAACGGAAAAAUUUCCUUCCAACUAUAAGCCCCUCAAAUAUAAUCGAUUUUGAAAAGGCAAAUUAAAACAAAGCCAAAACCGUAGAUAAGCCCCUCCGAAUAUAAGCCCCUCCAAAAAUAAGUCCCUCAAAAAGGGCCUUUGAAAAAUAUAAGCCCCGGGGCUUAUUUUCGGAAUUUUACGGUAUAUACAGUAGACUCCCGAUAACUUGAAUCUUCAAGGGAAAUCGAAAAAAGGUUCGAGUUAUCGGGAGUUCGAGUUAUCGGGAGCUCGAAGAAAAUAGCCGAGAGUUAGGUAAAAAACAGUUUUUACUGCACAGUGAACAUAUUAAUCACAUUUAAUUGUAGAAAUGUCAAGUGAAAAUUAAAAGAUACUUCUAGAUUAUAAAUCAGAACGUAACGCAACAAAACAUAGCCGAAAUAGAGCAUACGUUUUACUGUUUUGAGAAGAAAAGCUGCCUCACGUUAGCCUGUGACAAUCAACAUGAGCCUCCACUAGUAAACUAUACUCCUACAACAUGUCAGUAGGAAAUCCAAAAUUCAAUGUUUCGGAUGCCCGUAGACGGCUUUUUUCCCGACUUUUUCAGGGCUCAAAACAUGGUUCGGGUUAUCGAGGGUAAAAUCAUUAUUAAAAACUGAAUCAUUGGAUAAUGCAAUUCUAGCAUUUUGAUUGGCUUAGCCGUUAUGGUAUAUGAGCUAAUAUACCAUGUUCUCCAUUUAUGGUCGGUGUACGCGUCAGUUUAAAAUUGGAAGCUAGCUGAGAUUUUUUUCGCGAAGGAUAGAACGGCGCCCGAAGCAAAUCGUUUUAAUUCAUUUCUCAGAAUACUAGAAAUGCAAUUUCAACGAAAGAAAAAAGACAAAAACAAACAAAAAAGCCACAAGAGCUUGUCUGAAAGUUUGUCGAAAAACACAUGAAAACACAUGGAACUAAAGUACCUUGACCAGCUACGAAAGAAGACAAGUGUUGUUUCUUCAUGAUCGCGAAGCCAUUCGCCGAUCAAGUCACUCGCCGAUAGAUAACUGCAGCUUGUUUAUCCGACAUCAAGAAUAUAAAUCACAAGUAACCAGCUACAAAUACAGGCUAUGAAGCCAUUCACUAGAGCAAUCGAGGCGGCAGUAUAGCUUCUUUUCUCGUUCAGCAAAACCAGCUUGUGGCUUCAAACAACUUCAUAACAAGCGACCGAGGUAAUACCGGUAGUUUUUCUCCGUUGUUCUUACUUUUAUAACUGCACCGAAAAUCCAAAUUCAUAGUAAUUUCGACGGCUGUCAUUUAAAAAUUCCUUUCCUUCACAUUAUCUGCCAGGUUUUUUAAGCUGUUCUGCUGUGUAAAAUCCUAGAAUCACGAUGAGUUUUUGAAAAACUAAUGUUCAUCGCACAAUGUUUUGAUUUCAGUCUAGGCGAGUCCGUUCGCGCGUUGACAGUAGGGAACUUAAGAACCACGACGACGACUUUGUCGACGACGACCGGAAGUGAGAUACCAUGCACUGCGCAAGCGCGGUUAACAAAAUUUCGUCGUCGUGGUGUCAUCGACGACGCCAAACACAGUAGAGUCACGUCGUCCUGCAGUCCACAAGCUUCGGCAGGUAUAACUCCCUGUUUUUAAGCGAUUUUUCAAGGGCUUUGUAUUUUUUCACCUCGUAAAUCUAGGUAUCUUGUCUUUUUUCUGCUAACAAGCGAUGUUGAUUGAAAAUUUGACUGAUGAAUUGUGUUUUACGGUGGCUCGUAGGGACAAAACACUUCCCAGAUUCCAAAAACACGUCCCAGAAUCCAAAACACGUCCCAGAAUCCAAAAACACGUCCCAGAAUCCAAAAACACGUCCCAGAAUCCAAAACACGUCCCAGAAUCCAAAAACACUUCCCAGAAUCCAAAACACUUCCCAGAAUCCAAAAACACGUCCCAGAAUCUGAAACACUUCCCAGAAUCCAAAAACACGUCCCAGAAUCCAAAACACGUCCCAGAAUCCAAAAACAUGUCCCAGACUCCGAAACACUUCCCAGAAUCCAAAAACACGUCCCAGAAUCCGAAACACUUCCCAAAAUCCAAAACACUUCCCAGAAUCCAAAAACACUUCCCAGAAUCCAAAACACUUCCCAGAAUUCAAAAACACGUCCCAGAAUCCAAAACACUUCCCAGAAUCCAAAAACACGUCCCAGAAUCCGAAACACUUCCCAGAAUCCAAAAACACUUCCCAGAAUCCGAAACACUUCUCAGAAUCCAAAAACACGACCCAGAAUCCGAAACACCUCCCAGAGUCCAAAAACACGUCCCAGAAUCCAAGGAUCAUGAUUAAUAGAAGCAACCUGUAGAAACAUAAUCCUUCUGGAAUACCCAUCGAUCCAGCCACUUAUGCAAAAUCCAGAAAGAGCUAGCUUAUAUCCGUCAAUGUGCCAAACUGCGUUUGGACCUGAGCAUCUGUACUGUCUUCGUUCAAAUCGUCUUUGUCUUCUUUGAUUAACGCCAUGUGGAUCAAUAUUCUUUAAGAGGGAUCUAACAGUAUGCCUUCCAACCAAAAGAUUAUAUUUCCGCCGUAGCCGUCUCGUCAUAGUUCGAUAACCAAGGAGUUUACCUGGACCAUUCAGCUCCAAAGCAAUUGGUUGGCGUAUGUUGGCAAGUGGUGAUUGAUUGCCUUUUCUUCGCAAUCCUAGCUUCUGGUUUAUAAAUUAUUUAAAUUGUCUUAGAGUCCAGUGAAUGCCAUGAUAAGCGGAAAGAAACAUCAAUAUGGCUGUAUAUCGAUGCCCCUGCCUCCAAUACGCAGCUACGCAUUCAUCGACUGUAUUGAAAGUUGCCGUGCAAAUACAAUCUGGUAAUCCCACAAUAUCAACCACAUUUUGAAUCAAUAAUAAUAAUAUUACUAUAACUGGUAAUCUCAUAAUGAUCCGUGUCAGGCAGCUUGACUUGACAACCAGGCCUCCUUUGAUUGUAAGUGCAUUCUGGGAACUGUUUUUUUUGGGAAGCACUAGGAAGUGUUUUAGAUUCUGGGAUGUGUUUUGGAUUCUGGGACGUGUUUUUGGAUUCUGGGACGUGUUUUAGGAUUCUGGGAAGUCGUUUGGAUUCUGGGAUGUGUUUUUGGAUUCUGGGAAGUGUUUUUUGGAUUCUGGGAAGUGGUCUGGAUUCUGAAACGUGUUUUUGGAUUCAGGGAAGUGUUUUUGGAUUCUGGAAAGUGUUUUGGAUUCUGGGAAGUGUUUUUGGAUUCUGGGAAGUGGUUUUGGAUUCUGGGAAGUGUUUUGGAUUCUGGGAAGUGUUUUUGGAUUCUGGGACGUGUUUUUGGAUUCUGGGACGUUGUUUGGAUUCUGGGAAGUGUUUUUGGAUUCUGGGACGUGUUUUGGCUUCUGGGAAGUGUUUUUGGAUUCUGGGACGUGUUUUGGUUUCUGGGAAGUGUUUUUGGAUUCUGGGACGUGUUUUGGAUUCUGGGACGUGUUUUGGAAUCUGGGAAGUGUUUUGUCCUUAUGAGCCACCGUAGUGUUUACUUCGAAGACAACACUGAGAUGUGCAGGCCGAGCGAGCGAACUCGUAAGUGACAAAUUUAUUUGUACGUAUUUAGGUCAGGCAAAUCAUGUAUCUUUAAUAUAGAGGAAAUGAACUUUAUAUGGAAAACAGCUGUCGCAUCGGAAUCUCUCUUUUUCCAAAUCUAAACUCUGACAGACACUCGGACUCGGUCAAGUCAUUCAGGUUGAAAGUUGAAUAACCUUCGUACGGAAAGCAGAGAUUUUUCCAUUCGAAAAGGUCAGACAACACUAAAAAUUCUUCAUAGUCAAAGAAAGUAGACGUACGGCUUAUAAAAUAAGAUCUUGCAUCGUCUUAAAAGACGCCUUUGCGAAAAAACUUUGUUGCGAACGAACAUCACAGUUGUACUACUUCUACAUGUUUGUUUACAUUUAGUGUUGCCGUCGUCGACCUAUCGAUCGACUGUAUCUUAAGUUUCCUUUUUCCCACCGAAACUGACGUUCUCGUUCCAGUCCUUUCCCAGUCAACAGACGUCGUCGUCGUGAACUUCGUCGUGGUUCUUAAGUUCCCUAGUUUUGAUAGACGUGUGACAUGUGAAUAGCGGAAGUCCCUUGUCUUUUCCGGUUUGUUCUAGUCGGGGCGACUCAACGAGAUUUUGUGGGCGUUUUUAAUAAAACAAUUAUUCCACUCGGGCUUGUUGGAUAUGAAAUGAUUAUAGCCAACUCGGCGCUAUGCGCCUCGUUGACUAUCUAUCAUCUCAUAUCCAACGCGCCCUCGUGGAAUAACGAAAAUUGGUUCGAGUUAGCGGGAGUUCGAGUUAUCGAGGGUUCGAGUUACCGAGGGUAAAAUUACAGCGAAUGUAUGACGGAAAUCCAGGGGAAAUCGAUUUUGGUUCGAGUUAGCGCGAGGUUCGAGUUAGCGAGGGUUCGAGUUAUCGGGAGUCGACUGUAUAUAUAUACAGAGUCUGGGCCGCCUGUGGUUUAGCUUGGGAAUUGAAAGUCACCCGGCCGUUAGCGCAAAGGAGCGAGCCACGAAGAAUUGGGACGUAACCGUUUACCUCCCGAUUCUCAAAUGGAGACCUUCACACAGGAUAGGCCUGGUUUACAAAGACAAUUUUGUUUCUAGUUUGAAUUGAACUACAGUGGAAGUUCUCGUAAAGGACACUGUCGUGAGCGGACGGGUCUACUUACGGUCACCGUCAGAAAUCCCCGUUUCUCUCAACUCCCAAACAAACUCUGUAUUUUUACAUUCCCGUAAGCGGCCAGCUCCCAGUUACGGACACUUUUUUGAGUCUCGAGGAUGUCCGCUUGUAAUUGUAAAUUGUGAUUUGUUUAACCACGGAGCACUUAAGAAUUGGCUGAAACGUGUCCGUGCGUUUCAAAUCGAAUUGGAAUUUGGAAGUUGGUUUUUAAGGAGAGGAGAAUACCGAAGUACCCGGAGAAAAACCUCUCGGAACAAGUGAGAGAACCAACAGUAAACUCAACCCACAUAUGACGUCGACGCCAGGAUUCGAACCCGGGCUACAUUAGUGGGAGGCGAGUGCUCUCACCACUGUGCUACCCGUGCUUUCGAGAGCUUCCGCUGUAGAGACCUAUUCGGCUAACUCAAUGCUGCACCCUAUUCAAACCCUUUGAUAAUAAAACGUUUUGUUUCAGGGAUUUCCAUAUCAUUUAAAUGUGAAUGCCACAUUAUGAUGCAAAUACAAUUCGUAAAGAAUCUUAACCCCGGGAGAUUUGAAUUGGGUACAACAUUGAGUUAGCCGAAUAGGUCCAUUAAGUCGAACGUUUAUGUUCUUUUGUCACAGAAUUUGUUGCAAGUUCUUACCGCACAGGAAAUCUUCAAGGAAAGGUAUUAUUCAGAGGUUAAGAAGGUUUAAUACCAGCGACGCUUAGCGUUUUCACACUACGUUAUACUUAAGUGUCAAAGACUGUUGUGACUGCUUAUUUAUAUUCGAACUGAGUGCUUUGCAUUACAAAAGCAACAUUUUCUUGAAGGACAACAACAUAGGCAGGAACUAAAAAUUGGAGAAAUAUGUUAUUUUCAGUAUGCUUUCAGACAAGAUACAUGUAAUGUUAAAGUAAAAAUACUCCUGUUAAACUGCGUGGCAUGGCAUUCGUGCGAUAUACAUCAUCAUUAGAUAAUAUUUAACAAUUAUUCUUUGAAAUCGAGCUGAAUAGUGGCUAAAUAUUUACCGAAAUAUUCCCAAAGCCACUAUUCACCGAGAUUGAAAAGAAUUGGAGUUGAGCCUGCGAUUAGUUGAAAACUAGUAACUUGUCAGCGGAGAACUUCACAAAACACGUAACCUUGAUGAGUGGACUCUUGAGCUUGCGAUAUGGUCAUGUGAUACUGGUUAGUUGAUACCCUGUUUUGACCGCUGUCGAUUGACCACAACAACGUAUGCAAUAUCAAGUUGCAGGCUCCCAAUCCAUCUAGAGAGUAUGACAUUUCGCCUUGGUACGGGCGGAGGGACGAACGGGCAGACGUACGGUCACGCGAUUACCAAAUUUCUCGGGUGGAUAGAUUUUUCUUAGCCAUGGGACUCUGCCAUCAUCGUUUUUAAAUAUUAGAAAAAAUUUUGUUUUUUCUUAGUGAAUUGGCAAAAAUUUAAACUAAUCGCUAAACUGACACCACCAAAAGGACAUGUUGAGAUUGGUUUUUUGACCACGUUUGGUGCUCUAAAGUUGAACAGGUAUCAAGUGAUGACUCUUGAAACAUGGUUAAAGAUCUAUAGAAACGUCUGUAAUUUUGUUACAGCGUCCCCUCAAACCAUAUAAACUCUUUAAAAUAUUUUUCAGUUUUUAACUCGUGGGGACGAGCGAGCGUACCACGAGUUAUUGCAGGGACUACUAGAUAUGCAAAUUAGUCACUCGCUCACUCGUAGCAGACGAACAUCGGGUCGAGGUUAAUCUGAAUUCUAGAGUGCGAAGAUCUAUCGUUUCCGAAGAAGCACACGCUCCCCGAAGUUCGGUGUGAUCAAAUUCUUAUGAGAACGUGCAUCGUACGCUGCUCAGACUGAGAGUUUUCUUUGUGGCAAUUUUUUUACAGUACGGUUAGGGGUCUUACCAAAUUUAAGACACGGAGGAGGCUAUUGAUUGACGAGAAGAUGCAUGAGCAUUUUCUCUUCGAAAUCCGCAAGAUCACGGGGGAUAAACUGUAUACAAAUUCCAGCUUGCUGGAAAGUGGUCUGAAAGUGAGAAAAUAUCGUGUCAUGCUUUUCUUAAGAACCUGUAUGAGCCAAAAAUGGAUGUGAUUUUGACCAUUAGCUUCAAAGUAACAGCGGAAAUCGAGAUAAGAAAACAUAUGUUUUGCAUCAUACUUCGCAGACGAGGUGUAUCGGCUUUGUAAAGCAUACAAUGUAUGUUCUUUCAUUCAUUCAUUGCCGUGAAAUGCGUUCUGUUUUUGUUGUUGUUUGUUUUAAACUGUCAGUAGCGCCGUUUUACGCGGCUCGAUCAUCUUUAACGGCGUUUGCCGGUGGAUUUUCCGUGGAAAAGGCAUUAAAUAAAAAACCUUUCGCCGAGAGGACGUCUCUAGCUUUAGUGGUGUAGUGGUCAGGUGAAGUUCGCAACGAACCGUAGGUGCGGGGUUCGAGCCCUGCUCAUUUCUUCUUUCUUCGUUCUUUUUUUCUUUCUUUUUUUUUUCCCGUUUUUGUUUUGCUGUUUUUCUUUAAAUGUAUACCUAAAUACUUAACUCUUAUUUAAUAAAGUGCAGUAAACAGCAAGAAAAGUAUUGCGUUUCCUCUUGAUUAAAUAUAUGGAUAAACAAUCUGAAUUUCUAUCAUUUCCUACAAUUUACUGUGGGAAAACCGGAAUUGACAACCAUUUGAUUAUUUCAAACAACGUACCCACGAGUUGAUGAUAGUCUUUCUUUGAUUCUGUUAAACUGUAAAAUUUGUCAUGCAUCUUCUACUUGGAAGGAACUAAUUCGAAAAUCACUAUGUUUGCCCCUUUUCAGGAAUAUCACAGAAAUUGUGAAGAAAAUUAGGAGUUUAUAUGGUUUUGGGGGACGCUGUAACAAAAUUACAGACGUUUGUAUGGAUCUUUAACCAUGUUUCAAGAGUCACAACUUGAUCCCUGUUCAACCUUAGAGCACCAAGCUUGGUCAAAGGACCAAUCUCAACAUGACCCUUUAUAUGGUGGUGUCAGUUUAUCGAUUAGUUUAAAUUUGAAACUCGCCCCAGUUCCCUACGCAACUCCGAAAUGGCCAAUUAGCAAUGAUUUUCUGAAGCUCUCGUAAGCGACCACUCUCGAUUGUUUUACCAUGCGGUCGCUUACGAGAGCUCAUUCUCGUAAGCGACUAGCUCUAGUUACAACCACUUUUUCAAUUUCCGAGGUGGUCUCUUAUGGAGAGCUUCGACUGUAUUAUGCAUAUUAAUUACAUAGUAUUUGCAAGCCACUCAGCUAAGUGACUCAUCAUUGCAUUUUAUUCCUGAAGGUUGUCGCUUUUGGCCUUCCGCGAUCGUCAAGUGCAAAAGCUACCCCCCUUGUUAAAAAGUUUACACUUCCAUUGCCCAAAGACCCUAAGGUAUGCCUUACUUUCGUCUUUCACUUCAAUUUUGGCGAAACCAGUAUGUUAAUCAUAAUUAUAUGCUCGCGCACCUAUUUUUUUAAAUAAGACUUUGUGUUUCUUUAGUUUCAGAUGGGAAGCAACUUCGGGCAGUCACUAUGUGCAGUCGACUUGAAUAAUGACGGGUAAAAAUAAACAUACUCUGAGUAGUUUCAUUCUUAGAGUGUACCAUUCAUCGUGUGAUCCUCCGUAGCUGAAUAUAGCCGUGAAACCUGUAUUAAGCAGACCAAUAGCUGAGGGAAGUUUCAAACGCUACGUCUCAUAUUUUAAGUAAAACAGACACCUUUAUUUAUCGGACACCAGCGAAGGUCCCGUGGGUGUUUCUUCUCAUAUUUUAAGUAAUACAUAUUUUAUUAUUCCGUGUGUUUGCUUAUUUUAUUUAGUCCAUUUUUUUGUUCCUUUCAGGUUUUCAGAUAUGUUGGUCGGUGCUCCAUAUCACCGUCACGAAAAAUUCGGUGAUGAAGGGCGAGUGUAUGUGUACAUGAACAACCAAAAGGUACAAAUUGUAUAAUAUUUCUUAUCCUUAGUUCGCACAACUACAAUUCAUCCUGCGUGUUCUUCCCAUAUUUACCGCUAAAUCGCAUAACUAUGGAAAGAAGAUGGAAAAAUUGAUCCUUGUUGAUGUCUAAUUACCUUUUUUGACUUGCAGACACCACUCAACCACAUGCCAGAAUUAACUUUAGAUGGUCCAAAGGAGAAGGGUUCCUUGUUCGGCUUUGCCAUGGCAGUAGCAGGGGAUUUAAACAAAGACGGUUACCCAGGUAUUUUAAAUACGCCAAAUGAUUGUGACAAAGUAUGACAAAGGAAGAGAUAAGAGCUGCUCGCACUAACAGAAAAAUUAAACUGAAUUCGAAACCCGCGAAGCCAACCUGGAACUCGAGAGAGAUCGAAAUGAAGUAGGCUUGAAAUUCAUGGUCAAUUGUGUCAAAAUACCGCCCGGGAAUAUUAACGAGCCCAACUAACUACUUAAUCAAAUAUCCGAAUCCGAAAAGAGAGCUUAAAUACGAAAAAUAUCUGAUUAUUUUUAACGAUGCAGGGUGCAAAGAAGCUUGCCAUUCGGGCAAGCUGUACUUAGUAUGCACUAGCCUAAAAGUCAUUUCGACUAGCCCUAAAAGAAAGGGUUUUUUCAUGAACGGGAUUGAUUAUAGUUCUUCUCUGAUCUCUGAACUUCACUUGCCAGUCGGGCAAGUAAAAACAGAAUUCAGCAGCCUAGCAAAAUCCACUAGCCCAGGGCUAUUGUCACUACUUUCUUUGCACGCUGCGAAGGCGUUUGAUAUAGUGACGUGAACACUGAGUUUUUUGAUGAGCUAUCCAAUAUUGAACUCGUAUUGAGUUUAGAAAAGUCACAUCACCGUAUUAGUGCGAGCUUGUCGGACAGCAUUUUGCCUAUUAUACAUUUUCACCUUAAAUGUUGUCAUCUGACUCUUAAAAUUUUCUUUAACCAACAGAGGUAGCAAUCAGUGCACCUUAUGGAGGCAACGACAGGGGAGGUGUAGUUUACAUAUAUUUUACUACAAAAGAUGGAAUCGAGACUUCGCCUAGACAGGUUUGGGGUUCUUGCUCGCAGUAUUUCGUCAAUUUCCUACAAUGUUGUCAUAUAGUGACAUAAUUACUUUAGACUUCGAGUAAUCGUGAUGAAGGGCCCACAAAAUGCGCGAGCGCGCGUGAAACUUCACCCACGAUGAAGGUAACACGCGGAAGAAAAAGACUCUCCUCUCGCGGGGCGAUUUCUACGCGCGCAAGUCCGCGCGCGCGUAUUUGGUUCAAAAAUGUUCAAUAUACUCCACUAGGCUCCAGUCGUCAACCACUUGAGUCUACUAGAAUCACCGGAACUCUAGUCGUAAAAUACCUCUGUACGUUUUUACCUCCCACGGAUAGAAGUAAGCAAAGAAUCGGUAGAAUCUAUUUGUGUUUCCAAUGGAAUAUAGUCAUGUCCGCGUACUGGACAACCCUCAGCUAGUUCGCUUAACUGUCCCUAGGGAAAUAAGGGACAAGCCGUACUAGUGUAAAUUUCUUUUUUGGGCAUCGAGAACAUCACUAACGAAUAUUUUUGAUCCCGCCGAAUGCUCGGGAAUUUAAUAUUUGCCAACUUUCUCAGGCUAAGUAACUCUGUUAACUCCUUUUCGUUUUCAACAACAACCAUAUAAAUUGGCGGUAAACACGUUUUCUUCUUGUAAAGGAGACGAUCUUACACAACGUCGAUUUUUAGCGCAACAGCCGGAGUGGUGUAACGUUUUUGCAACUUUGUUUCGAUUGGUUGCUUCAUUUUUCCAACAUUUCAACACUGCGUUCCGUUAAAAGUCGUCGUUGCAAUUCGUCCCGUAUAACAUCACCUAAAGUUUUUUAUUCGCCAAGUGGUAGGCUGAUACCUUGGAACGUGCGCACUAAAAUGUGACGAUUAAAAAAAAAAUACUUUCCCGUUCUUUGAAUUCUUUUAUCGCGGUUGGUUUGUCACUGUCACAUGUCAGUUUCUGGCUUUAAAACCACUAAAUACCUUUCCUCGCAUUUUUGUUCCUGAUAUUUCUUAUUUUUCAACGUUCAGAUAAUCGAAGCUUCUCAAUUCUCCUCUGGUACAAAGACUUUCGGAUAUUCACUUGCUGGUAAUUUGGAUGUUGACAAUAACGGCUAUCCAGGUAGAGGAUUGCGUUUUCUUACUCACUCCCCUUUCCUCGCUAUUUCCAUUCCUCUCUCCCCUGUUUCAUCUACCCCUCCCUCCCUCCCUUACUCACUCACUCAAUCGCGCGCUUGCUCAAACAACCACCUACCCGUCCACCCAAUCAUUCAGCUGCUCACUAACUAACUAGUCACUCAUUCAUUCAUUCACCCACUCACUCUUUCAUCCACUGCAUCCAGCUUUCAAAAACAGUACAUCACCACUUUAAACGUUUUCCAAAACCUCUUUCUUGUUUUGUAAUUAUGAACACGCCGCAUCAUUUUGUCUUAUUGCUGAAUCAUUUCCUUUCUUCCAUGGUAGAUCUCGCCAUUGGUGCAUAUUCAUCAGACCAAGCCUUUCUUCUGAGGUUAGAAGUACACUAUAAAUUGAUUUUAGACCAGAUUUUAUCACUGAACAAGUUCUAGUUAGUGGGGGUGACACCAAGUCAUUACAGGUCAGCAUUCUGAAAGUUUCAAGUCAGUGCUCCUGCGCGAUCAAUACUGAGCAAACAUAAUGAACAGGAGUCUAAGAAAACAGCCCAUAUUUCGCGGCCCCACCACUCAUUUCCCCUUCGUCUGAGAAACGAGAGCAGAAAUUCCAUACUGAUGACGUAUCACUACCCAGAUCUGGGUAGAGCAUCUGAUUUGUCGUGCCGCAAGGAAAAUUUGUUUUUCGCCAACCAGAAGCACAAGGGUACUAAGCCCACAACCGCCAAAUUGAUCGAGUUGGAAGAACGCGAAAUAGUCUCGGGGAAACAAGCUAUUUCUUUCUUACGUUUAACGCGUAGUUACUUUCAUUAUUUUUGGGUCGUAAUUUUUUGUUCUAUUUUCUCUACCUGGCAGGUCGCGGCCAAUUGUAAACAUACCAAUUGUAAACAUGCAAAGUCAAAUAAUACUGAGUACUACAGACAUUGCGCUGGAAGACAACAGUUCAUUGCAAUUAGCAAGUGAUGGUGUCUUUCGGCAAAGGUAAGGUAUUUUAGUUAACAAAAGCAAGAAAAAAACAUUUUCAAGCUGAAACUUAAUUGAACGACCCACCCUAGGUAAAAUGGCCAUCAUUAAAGAUAACGCCUGAGUACCAAACAGUUUAAAGGGCACGACGGGAUAGAAAAGCAUUUGAAAAUUGUUUUUGAAAAGCUCAAAAUGGCGGGAAAUUGGCCUUUCGCGUCAUGGUCCUUAAAAAAUAUUUAUUUGUUACAUCAUUCGUUGAAGUUUAAAUUAUACUGUUAAUCUUGUGACGUCAUUUUCCAGCCAAAAACCGUUAAAAUCGAAAAACGAAAAAAAAAAAACGAUUGUUUGGAAAAAAAGGUCUACCAUCCAGCAGUUCCUGGAGUGCAGUUUCAGGCGUUCUGCUGACCCAGCGUGAAAGAAUAGAGAAAGCCAUUUGAGAUGCUUCUUUAUUGAAUAGAAAGAGUGACAUGUCAUAGAGCGGUUUUCACUUGACUGUCGUAAAACCAAAACCAAAGUAAAUACACUAGCCAACCAAAGGGCGUAGUAAAACCAAAACCAAAACCAAUCCCUUUCGACAGUCAAGUGAAAACCGCUCUAUUACCAUAACUUGGUCGAGGUUAGGAAUGGUACCCACUGCUUUAUUUACACUUUCUUACCUUUCAGCAUCAACAUAACCGUUUGCUUGAAAUUCGAGAAUCUAUUAUCAAAUACGUCCUUUGGUGAGUAGUACUUUUGAUGUGUGGCAUACUAGACUGUUCCUAGUACCCUAUUUUUUCGGAAGACCGUCGGGGUGGAGCGCUUACAGUUAGGUAAACACUUGUUUCCAUAUCUCAAACCGCCCUUGGAUACGUUGUGAUGCCUACACAAAUUAAUUUCAUAUAUAUGAGUGAGCCUUGACAAUAGUGAUUAGGGUUAAGCCCUAACGAUACUGAUUAGGGUUACAGUUGUGGACGGCCCGGCCAUCUUGGUUUCAUCUGUACCGAGGGGGUGGGCGUCGAAGUUUAUAGCAGUGAGAGAGGGGAGGAACCUCCCAAACCCCUAAGUAGUCUUGACACUCAUCUCCGCAAAGCGCUCGUCUCGACGAUAUUACGGAUUAGUAAAAUCCAACUAGUGGUCUAUUAUCAAUGCUGCGUUCUGAUUGGAUGAGCUGCUACUAGGCUAAAUGUUGUAGCCCCCUAGUAGCGAAAAGCGUUUUGCUAGCCAAUGUUGUUUUGUCUCGAUAUUUUUGACCAACUAAUUGGAUUUUAGUUAAACAAUUAUUCCUCUCACCCUCAUGGCCUCUGAAUCAAUAGCCCAUUCGGCCUUCGGCAUCAUGGGCUAUUGGCUCAGAGCCCAUUCGGGCUCGAGGAAUAAUUGUUAAAAAGUAGGGGUCUUUGAAUAGUUUAGUAGGAUACAGUGCUCGAUCCAGACCUGGAGAUAAGGAGGGGGCAGUCAUCCAGAUCCUGAGGUAAGGAGGUGGGGGGCGGUCUCCAAAAUAUGUCUUCGGUCCUUUGGGACUCAUUUUGAUCCAAAAAUAUAGGGGACGCCCCCGGGCCUCUCCCCUGAAUCCGCCACUGGGAUAUCAAAACAACAAUUUCGUUUUGAUUUAAACCAGGGUGCCCAGCCAGCCACAUUUAUAUAUAUAUAUAUAUAUAUAUAGCAGUAUUUGCUUUUAUCAUAUUUUCAGGUUCUGCGAACGUCACUUACACCAUCGAGCUUGAAAGAGAUGAAAAAACCGCUAAUUUCCGCCGCAGAAUGUUUUUCUUGGAUGGAAAAAGAGUCUUUUUCGCCAUCACGCAGCAAGUCACCUUGGCAAAGGAAAAUAAAUCGUUCUGCGAAUUUAAUCACACUGUUUAUUUAAGGGUAAGUUCUUCGACCUUUCCAUAUUUCCUCACCAUCUAACAAAUGCUCAGUGGUAUAGGCGUUAGUGUGGUAUACUGGACCUUCUGGGUCGUGGGUUCGAAUCCUUCUGCCUUUCAUAUCAUUUUUUUUUUCUUUUAAAUUGAGGAGACUUGCACUUUCAUGAACAUUUCCAGCUUGAAAUAUCAUCUAAGUGUGAUAUAAAAGGAGAAAGCAGUUCUACGUUGGGUAAAUUUCGUAAGGGGAGAAAAGGGCUACGGCCGAUGGGAUCUAAUGCUGACCGGUAAAUAAGACAUCACCUAGCCACGUGUUAGGUAGCGAAAGGUACAGGGGAUGAAGGGUAAAGGGAGGAGGAAAGGGAAGAGGUUCGUCCCCUCUCCUCUCCCUCUUAUUUUUGCGCCUACCUCGGAGGCGAAACAUCUCUAAGGAGGACCUCAGUAAAACAAAAAUAUUAUGGGUUAACCAACUUUGUUAGUCUUGUCAUGAUCCGAGUCAUAAAGGAGACGGCUUUGAAGCUCAGUCAGAAAAAGAAAAACAAGUCGUUGUGUCGUUACAUUUAGCAUGAGAGCUCCACUUAAGUUUGCCUAAUUCUUUAUAUUUUAAUGAAACGGGUUUUAACCUGAGAAAAUUCAAAAGAAAGGUUUUAACGGAACCACAUGAUAACUUUUCCCGAACAGACUGUCAUGUAGGGGACUACCAGAGAGUGCGACGGAAAUCGAGCCUACUGAAUAAACGGAUGCAGGGAUGCACACUGAUACAUGCCUUUUUUUUCCUCGUAGAAAAAGGAUGAAAUUCUGAACGUUAUAGCCCCGUUAACAUUUGACCUGACCUACGAUCUCGUCCAUUCUCCUUCUUGCAAACUCUGUCCCAUAUUAAAUAACUACCAUGACCCUGAUCAGCGGUCACGUAGAGGAGAGGUAAGUCCCUUAUGCAGGGUAGCAGAAAAUGUCAAAGUUCAUGUUUGAAAAUAAAUGCUAAAACGUUAAGGAGACUUGGAAAUUGGUGGAUCAUUGAUACCAGAAACUCUUGGAAACGUUAAUUAUGAAUUUCUUCAAAUAAAGAAUGGCUGCCGAAAAGCUUUUCAGAAAAAUUAUAAAGCCCGAAAAGAUGGAAUCAGAAGAUCAGAGUUUGAAGUUGGUAGGCAAGGCCUCAAAUGUCAACCUCCUUCUCUAGUUUUGGAUAUUUUGAAACUGAGAAAUCGCCUACUGCUCCGCGAUAAGUUUAUCAUAGAAUGUUUACUGACGUGUACCCUGAUUGUUCCCUUACCACAGGCUAAUUUCGUUAAACAAUGUGGACCUGACAAAGUUUGUGAGCCUGAUUUAUCUGUUACAGGAGAAAUAAAAACAUUUGGUGUGCAUGGGUGAGUAAUCUACUGUUGUGUUCUUUUAGGCAAUUAAAUGUUUGGCUUUUUGUUUAGCCCCGUGCAAACGGACGCAACAUUGACGGCCAACAACUCCCAUCAUUGUUGCCUGUUGCGUCCGUUUACACACCCUGUCGUGUGUUUUGGGUUUUGUUCGGAGUUGUUGGGCAAGGUUUGAAACUGGGGUCAAUUUAGUAAAACCUUUACACUUGUAAUUUACAAGCAGGGCCGUUGUAUUUACAAGCCUAGGUGAAAAAGAUUUGAAUAAAGACAGUGACAAGUGCAAAUUACAUGUGUCCGGCCUGUAGUUACAAGUGUAGGUUUACACAUCGUCAUGUAAAAUAUGGUAGAAGUUUUUGCGAAAAUCCGACUUAUAUUUUACACGUGUCCAACUUGUAUAUCGCAAGUGCAAAUCACAAGUCGCAAGUCACUUGUAAACAUUGAGUCCUUAUUUUGAAAAGGAUAUUUCUGCGGAAAAAAUGUCUUCCUAAAGCGAAGAGGAACUUGAUGAACUACUAAGACGUCAAAUUGUACGCCUACCACGAAAUUUCGCAGAAGGACGGCCAUUAGACAUUGAAAAUCCAAGAGAGUUCCCAGAGAAGUUUCGUCUCCCUGUGGAUACCUUUGCUCAUCUAUUGGAAUUAAUAGGCUCGCAAAUGGAGCACAGAACGAGGCACAAAGGAGCUUUCACUGCAAGACAACAACUUUUAAUAUUUCUUUAUUUCCUUGGAACAAACUCAUUCUAUCAUGUUAUGCACUCUUGUCACAGAGUCUCCACUUCAAUAGUGUGGCAAAUCAUUAGUCGUGUUGUCCCUGCAAUAUUAGGCAGAUAUAGAUACGGGAACGUCAGUUGACGACGGCGUGCGCAAAUUAAACAACUGGCUUGACCAAUGGCAGAGCGGCAAAUUGGGCACAUGACCACAGCAGCCGAGCUUGUCAUGUGUGCCGUUAUACUGCACAACCUUUGUGUUCGAUUUAGCGAUAACGGCGAAGAUCUACAAGACGGAGCAGAUGUUAACAUCGUUGAUGAUAAUUUUGCGAUCGAACCGGGAAGAGUACAAGACGGCAGAUAGCAGCAGCUGCUUAUGCUUAUGCACUUUCUGUGAGUGUGGAAAUGCACAAUUUAAAUCUACAGCAGAUCAAAAGGCAUGUUUUGAUUGCAUUGACAUUGCAAUCCAAUCAGUAUUUAUAUUUAUUUAUAUCUUGAAGCAAAAGCCAAUAAAUCUGGAACAACCACGUGCAAUGAGGAGUAUCAUGAUUUUAUUACUAUAGCCCUCUACGCCGUUAAUGUCACUACAAAUCUUUGAAUUUAAGCAGCAUUUAACUAAAUUAACAGCGCUCUCUAGGUCCUUUUUCACCUUUUUAAUUUCCAGUCGAAGCUUGAUGCAUUCAAGCCAGAGCUUUCUCUUUUGUAGGCGUAAAAUCGCCCCUUCUAGUGACUGAUUAGCCCGGUCAUUUGUCGUUUUUCUUGAUUAUAUAUGCUCCUUCUUCUUCUUGAAUUUAGUCUAUUUUUUAAAUGUUUUAAACUAGAUGGCCCAAAUUAUAUCUCCCAAUUUUUUACACCUCGCUUAACUAAAUACAAUCUACGAGACAGUGGCUUAAAUGUUGUGCAGCCUCCAUAUAACAGCCUUGUCAUACACAAUUUAUACAUGAUUGCCCACAUGUGGAAUCAACUACCAACUGUCACCAAAUCCUGGAGCACUUUAGCACAAUUUCGUGCUCGCCUGAAUAAUGUUAAUUUCACAGGGUGCCAGUGUAUGAACUGUAUAUAAUUUAUCUAUUUUUACAUUUUUACAUACUCUUGGGCCGGUUUAUAUAUAUAUAUUUUAAUAUUUUAAUCACUUUAUAAUUACGAUUAGUCCAUUUUAAACUAUUUUUAAUGCAUGUACUUAGGUUUUUUAGCUUCUUUCCAAAAAGUAGUUUCUUAAAAAUUUUUCCCAAAAUUACGAUGUACUUAAUGGGUAGGUUUUUUAUAUUUGUAUAUGCAUAAUUCACAUUUUAUCUUGUUUUGUAUUUCUAGUCUGUCGAGCGUUUUUAACAUGAGCUUCUGGCUCGGCAGAUUGUGCAAACACUUCCCACGUCUCCGACAUUAAAUAAAUCAUUUCAUUCGAUUCCAAUAUUUGUACCGACGCUGUUUAACUGCGUACGAAUGGUUUCCCAUGCUUAUGGCUUUUUUUUGUCACUUUCGAAGAAAACGGCGCCAAGACAACAGCCUUGUUGUCUCUUACUAGCUGAGCAAGAAGCAACUUUUGUUCUUCAGAUAACAUGCUUGAAAAAGAACUUAUUUACCCAAGGAAACACAUCGAAAAACUUAUGUCCAUGAGCUACUGCAACGUGUUUAUCACUACAAGUGCGUUGAGUACAGAAUUUACACGUGUAAUCUACACUUGUAGUCUGACCCGUGCUACAAGAGUUAAUUCCGGGGUCAAAAUUUCCUUUAUUAAAUCCGUGUAUUCACAAGUGGGACAAUUGGAAAACAUACAAGUGCAAAAAUUUUAUUAAAUUGACCCCUGGUCAAACUUUUAAGCCAACAACUCCUAACAUUUCUUUUGUUCCGUGAUUGCCGAAGGGUAGCAUAACAAUGUUGGAUCCAAUUGCACAGCGCUUCCGACAUUGUUUGGGCCACUCACAUGGUUUACUGACAAAGUCUUAUUGGUUGUAUUCUUCCGACGUUGCACUGCAGGUCCCAACAUUGUUGGGAGUUGUUGCAUCCGUUUGCACACCAGUGCCAACACGGACGCAACAACUCCCAACAUUGUUGGCCCAACAAUGUUGGGAGUUGCAUGUAGCUUUAGUGUGUCUGUAGCCUGUACACAGACGUUGUUUUAUUUUUCUUUUCGUUCUUUUGGAAAACAUCGGCGAGCUCGCGAGGGAAGCGAGCGCACGAGAAUGAGCACGGAGCGCGUGAAAGAAAAGUAAAGAACUAUUUUCUAUUUUCUUCUUCACCCACCCCUACCCGUUUGCGCUGGCGGUCAAUAAAUCCCCCGUGGUUUAUAUUUUAUCACCCGCCGCGCUCGAUGGAAUUUGAAGAGAAAAUAGAGGGCCUGUGAAGAGGCUAGUGUGUCUGCACAUAACAUCUUGUUUGCGGUGUUGAUGUACCCGUAACCUCGAUGCCAGUGAAAUGACCUGUAGUUCAAAGAACAAAAAUGAAUCGCACUUCAUCUUUAUUUCAAAAUUUCGUUCCAGCGAUGAGCACAAAGAACUUCAUGUUGGCGAUGAUGACCAAAUGACAGUCUCAGUGACGGUGAUAAACAAAGCGCAAGACGCAGCCUACUCUGGAAAGGUCAUCGUGACCUUCCCUUCCAUAAUUUAUUAUGCAAGCAGUGGUCAGGUUAGUUGACGCACCAAAGUGCUGUUGAGACUCGCAACUGUGUGGUCUCAACUCUUUCACUUUCUUUGCUGUCAUUGUACGACUACGACGUAAAACUACCAAAUUUCAUGUUUUCUGCAGGACGUGGACACAAGACAACGAUUUUCUAAUUCCUUUUUAAACUUAGAUACAGUCCUUUAGAAUUCAACUCCAGAAAAAUUUUCACCAACAUUUUGAAAAUUUAAACAACAUCGAAUAAGGGCGAUGAAUUUUGAAACAGCGCGAGUUCACUUUUUAAAAGACGUUUUUCCCACCGUCCUCGACGUCGUCGUUGCUUAUGGCUGCCAAUUAUCAUGACCGGCGUCAACGUCAUUUCCAUCAUCAACAUAUCCCCGUCCUCAACGGUAUUUGCCGUAGCAUCAUUUACACGUCACGUCAUCAUGUCUAGCACAUACGUCAUCAUUAGUUUUAUCAUCAUCGUCCUCGUCAUUAACAACAGUUUCAUCAUCAUCAUCAUCAUCAUCGACGUCCAAUUUAAAUUAGUUACUUUUGAGACGGCCCCUGGGACUUCAACCACCCUUCCCAAUCCUUGAGUGAAUAACAUGGUUCGCAAACAUUUUUAUCUUAGGAUGUGAGCUGUUCCAAAGUACAAGAAGAUGAACAAUCAGUCAAUGCUGAUGAAACGAAAGUUGACUGCCGUCUUGUAAAAAACCCCCUCCACAAAAACUCUAAAGUAAGUUCCUUCUCUGUUGUUCAUUGUCACAAACGUUGAAAUGAGUGAGUACCUGAGGCAAACUUGCGGUAUAGUUCUGUCGCGUGCGUUGAGUUAGACCAAAAAACGAAUCGUAUCGUCUUAUACGAACGCGCCCCUGGCGGUUUAAGACAGUUGCGAGUUUUAUUUUUGACCCGUUGCAUGCGAAAGCUCCAACGUCCAAAUCGGUAGCCUGAGAAAACAGCAGAGGAUUUCGCAACGCGAUCAAUGAUUUCCUCGUGAAAUGACGUCUGGGACAACUGCUGCGGAAAUUCCAUACUGAUGACGUUUCUCCACCCAGAUCUCGGUGGGUAGUGCGUCUGAUUGGUUGCGCCGCAAUGAAAUUCUCUCUAGCCAAUAAGAAGAAGUGACAUCUUAUCCGUUUGGAAUUGCUGCGCUCGUUCCUCUGACGUCAUUUCGCGGGGAAGGUGAACCAGUCGGUUGUCUUCUCAGGCCACCGAAUCGGCCAUCAAGCAAUUUUACAAAGUGUGAUUCAUUUGAAAUAAAGAGCGUUUUAACGGUAGUUAUUUUUUUUCCAUUCCUAAACAGUUCGAUAUCAAAUUUGACACGACUCGAGUGACAGGAAACAUAAGCGAACUUGCCAUCCAUCUUGAAGCAACAAGGUGAAAAUAUGUUUGUUCAUGUCUUUAUGAAACUAAAUAAAAGGAUGGCUGUUACUGUCAGAAAGUUGGGAUCUUGUGUACUAGAUCGCGGUCGACAAUGAUCGGUAAUAUAUUGAAUGAGGAUCGACAAGUCGUCUGUCAAGUGUCGAGUCAAAGAGGAGGGAAUAUCUAUCAUCAUAUCGACCGAUACUCUGAUCAAUAACGAACCAUAGUCGACGGAUGUGUCCAGUGAGAUGUCGUUUGUAUGAAUACGAAUUCACCCAAUUCCUAUACUCUACCGAAACACAACCUGUUUUAAGGAUCAGUCGGACAGGAGACCGAGAAAACAAACAAUGUAAAAUAAAACAAACGAACAAACAGUGCUGCUUUGAUGGAAAAGAAGGAUUGAUAUAAUGGAGUGAUUAUUGAGCAAUUUAUUAUUAGAUGAGACUGAGUAUGAUCUGAAGAAUUAUUCAGAUCCACGAGGCCGUCAUUUCGUCUUCGAAAAACAUGUGAGAUUUUCCACCAUUUUCUCCAGCACUAGCAAAACAAAUGAGCUAAUGCAAACCCUUCCCCAGGGCCUCGGUUGCCAUCACUUUUCUGGUGACAUUCUGCAUUAUUGACGUCAUUCUACUGGAUGUCGCAAACCUCUUCCAAAUUUGGUCAACGCUUGCUGGUUUUGAAGAAUUGGCCAGAGGAUUUGAGCCAAUCAUAAAACGGAGAAAUAUUUUGAUAGAAAAAUAAUAUUUGUUCUCAUAGAAGAGUAAUCGUUUAGAUAAAAGUUGAUCUUUGUGAGUAAUGUUUGUUUUUAUUAUUGUCGAACAGUCCCAGUAAAGAUCUUGAUCCAUCUGAUAACAAAUACACCGUCAAAGUUGCCGUCAAAUUCGAGGCAGAUCUCAGCGUCGAAGGGUAAGCUAGACAGUAUUUGAAACAUUUUAUCACUCAAAACAACUUAUCACAGUUUAACCUCCUUAAUGAGAAAACCAAAGGGACAGAACCAAGUGUAAACAUCAGAGAGAGGUAGGGAUUGUAUGAAGUUUGGAACUAUGAGAAGAACCUGCAGUAAAGUUGUCUGUAUUAUGAAGGUGUCUCUGCCCAGAGAUGGACGUAGACGACGGGAACAGUUUUUUAAUUCUGAAAAGCGUUUUACGCUGAAAGAAAUAUUUGGCAAACUGUGGCAGUCUGUUGGUUUUAUUUAAAAGGUCACUUUUGAAUAAAACCAAUUAUAGUUAUAACCGCCUUCACCAGUGUAACAUGGAACUUUACAUAGAGGAAAAUGUUAAUUGGUGUCCUAACCAGUGCGACUACCGAAGUAUUCGUCGGCGUCGUUUAUAACAACAUUUUUUUCGACAUGUGGAUUUCACACUUGUUGCGGACCUAUUCAGUGGAAGGUUCUAGAGUAAUCUUGUGGUUUUAAACUUUUUCAGUUUGUCUAUACCGGAUCAAGUGGCGUACUCUGAAAAAACAAUUGAGGUGAAAAACCUCAUCGAUGUUGGACCUUCUGUGAAGAAAGUCAUAACGGUAGGUAAAGGAUUCAGUUGUAGAGCAUGCUGCGGACAAUAGAGACCUCAAGAUCGAGGUUUUAUGGUAUUUCCCGCGAAUCGCGAACGUCAUUAACGUUAAGUCAUGUGACUAGGGCCUUGCCGUCAGGCUUGCUCUUUGAGGUUCACGUUUGGACGACUAGACCACGCUAAGUGACCAGGUGAAUGAUUUACCGGGAGUUUUUUUGCAUCCUAAAACAUCACAAUUGCACGUUUGAGAGGAAACGCUGCUUUUUAGAACUCUUUCGCUGAUUAAUUAUUAAAUUCUUUUUGAAGAUGAUUUCUCAGCUAAAAUAGAAGUAAGUGGAUAAACAAAAACAAACGUGGCAGCCGCGAGCUACCACUCGCGAAUCUAAGUCCCAGAUAUGUGAUUUGCCGUUUGCAAUAAACCUUGGUUUUCACUAGCGCAUAAGCAUAAGCACAAGCACAUGUGUAUUGCAAGUGAAAACUGGGUCAACAUAAGCAUAAGCGUAAGCACAAGAAAAACGGACAAGUUCGUUCUUCUUGUGCUUGUGCUUACGCUUAUGUCGUAGCUUUGACUAGUGAAAACUGGGUCGACAUAAGCAUAAGCCGUGGACUAAUCAUAGGCCACUUUGACCCAGACCUCAUGCGAACAUAUCAAAAGCAAUAUGGCGAACAAAGCGUCCGCCAUCUUGUUUACCAUCAGGUUGAGGAGAGCUGGUAUCGAGAAUUGAGUCAAAUAUGCUAUUCUGCGCGUGCGUAUGUCCUUAUGCUUAUGCUUAUGCGCUAGUGAAAACCAGACUUUGACCAAACCUCGAUCUUAACGUCUCCAAUUCGUUUGGAGAUAGACACUUAAGACUGUAAGUCCCGAUGGUGACAAACAUCAAUUUUCUCCUAACAAUAUCCAUAUGUUGCCAAGAGAAAUGACUAUGAGAGUUAAUAAAAUUAUCGGGGCUUAAAAGGUUAACACUGUAAAUGAUUUGAACCCAGGAGUCAUGUUAUCAGUAGGUGGAACAUGAGUGUAGGAAUCAAUUCAGGUUUCUGGGAAACUGCCCACCUACCCCUCCCCUAAGCUAACAUUAACACUUACUUCUCACUUGGGGCAAAAUGAUGACUUAGGGAAGGGUAGGUGGGCAGUUUCCCAGAAGCCUAAAUUGAUCCGAGUACAGUCUUGAAUGUUGACAAUGACAGUUGCCUCGACAACCACUGCUUACGUCAUCAUCAGAAUCAAAGCGAGGCAAAGACUUAAGCUGCUAACUCCAUUCUAAGGAUUAGAGUCCAGCAUUUAUGUUUGCCUCAGAUACGCGUCCGCAUUACAUAGUGUGUCCGAUUCAAGGCAGCUGACUUGCUUUGUUAAUUCCGUCUUGUUUCUAGGUAAAAAAUAACGGCCCCAGUCCAGUUGAUUACGCUGAGGUCACGAUCCUGGUUCCAAUCAAAAAUAAAACGCUAGAAGAACCAAACUAUGUUCUUUACUUGGUGGAUCUGCAGGUGAAAUAAUUAGUGAAAAUCUUGCUGUUGGCUGUCGCGAUUGGCUGAAAAAUCUGGCGCCACUUUUUUCUAACCAAUCAGGGGUCAGACCGAAACCAAUGGUAGUGCUUUCCCGCUCUUUGCGCGGGUUUCCUGUAAUUUUACUUCACGGGCCGGCUAAAUGAUUUACGUCUCUGCGUUGUGAUUGGCUAGAGUAAGUUGGUGUGUAUGACACUUGAUUAAAACUACUCUCAUUUACAGCAAACAUAAAAAUGAAGCACUGCUAAAAUUAGGAUGCAUGAGUAAAUCUUUUUGUUUCUUGCCCGUUUUUAGAAAACGACAUUGUAAUGACAUUUCUUGCUUUUCUUUUAACUUAGGUUCUUAAAAAUGCGGGUAGAUGUAACGUCAAGACCAAUCCUCUUAAUCUGAAGGUUGGUAUGCUAAUUAUUGGAAGUUGGUGUAUUAUAAGUGUUUGGAGAGGAGCAAACACUCCUAUUGGUGGAAAUAGAGAGAGUGUUACUGCAGAAUAGUGUGUGUUUGUGAGGGUUGGGUGAGUGGGGAUUUAGUAUGACACUGUUUCUAAUUUCGAAUUGAGGACUCAAGUGUUAAGAAGUUGUCUUACGUCUCAUUUCACCAUAUUUAGGAUGGAAAUAACUCCACUUUACCAAACCAAGGUCAGUCUGUAUCUACAGAGGGAAAACCGGCAGCCAUAACGCAGGAACUGGUAAUGAAAUUAGAAUUUUUCAUUCUCUAUCUAGUCUCUUACGCAGCCGUUUUUUUGAUUACCCAAAUCAAUGCUCCUCCUCCGUUUGCGGGAAAGAGCAUUGUGAGUUUCAUUCAUUCAUUCAUUCAUUCAUUCAUUCAUUCAUUCAUUCAUUCAUUCAUUCAUGCAUGCAUGCAUGCAUGCAUGCAUUUAUUUAUUUUUGCCAUUAAAAAGAAAUACAACGACAGUAUACAGAAAUUUAUAAUACAUUAAAGAUAAUAUACAAUAUUCUAACAAAAUUAUUUAACUUAAAUUGGAAAAUUUAUUUAUUCUUCAAGAAUGUUUAAAGUGGUAAUGGAAAUGCCUAUAUAGAAGCCGGGGCAUACAAAAGCUUCCUGGAACUUUAGUUAAGGGUACGGAAUUUUCGGGAAAAUAUCUGUUCGGAAGACGAUUUGAGAACUAGAAAAUUUGUUGUAAAAUUUCUUGCUUGCCCGCCUCUACUAGGAUUUUCGAACAUACAAAAUGGUAUAAUUACCCAUUUUAAACGGAUAUUUACCCUAAAAAACGGCUUCCUGGAAGGCUGAAAUUUUCGGAAAGGUUAGUUUUGAUCCCUAUAAUUUUCGGAUCACUAGAAGCUAGGAAAUCCGAACAGAUGAAAAGUUUUUAAUAUCUACCGUUUAAAUACUAAAAUGAAAAUUUGAAUAAUUAAAAAUUUGGAAUAAUUAAAAAAAAGAACAAAGAAAAGAGAAGAAGAGAAAGAAGUUAAAUCAUACUUAAGGGCCUGCAUCGGAAUCCUUUAAUAGACAUUAUGUAUGGCGAAGUAAGACUUAUUUCACAUGCGUCGAAUCUAAUGCAUAUGGGCAAGAACAAUAGAUUUUCCUUAUUAGCAUUAACCCUUUAAGUCCCAAUAUCCACAUACAAAUUCUCCAAACUGGUCUCCAUACAUUUCCUUGAAGAAUUAUUUAAGAGAAUUUGGUAAAAGACCAAAUAUUUUUCUCUUUGUGAUCAUUUUGUUAAUUCUCAUAGACUUUGCUCAUGAUAGUCUAUGGAUAUCGUUAGGAGAAAAUUGAUCUUGAGCACUAUUGGGACUAAAAGGGUUAAAUUCUACACAUAUACAGCUAUUUCUUGAAAAGUUGUCGGAAAAAAUGUGCAAACGACAAUCCCGAAAGGUAACAUGGGAUAUGAUCAAUGCACUGUUCCUGACACUAUAGCUGUCGAACCUACUUUUGUUGCUUUCUUUUACCACUCGCAAACAUACGGUCCAUGGCCUCUCGUGUCAUUCUUUCAGACUUCUUUGAAAAACAGUGAAUUCAAAACCGCCCACAAUACCUUUCGGGGAUUGUCGCGUGCAGUGUUUCCCACAACCUUUCUCGAAAUAGCUGCAUCUGAAAUGCUACGUUUGAACCCGGCCUUAAAAAAGGACAAAUAAACGCAUGAAAUGCGCAUGAUCUCGUUAUAAGGUACAUGCAAUGGGUACACCGGCAUUAAAUGCAUAAAUAAUUAUGCAAUGCACAUCUUUGUCAUGUAGUGCGUUCUUAAUGAAGUACGUGCCAGUGUCAACAGGCACAUGUCACCCUUCAUGCAGACAAAAUACAUACAUAAAGUUUUAGGUAUGCCAUGCUUACAUAGUUACAGUGCGACUACUACAACCGGCCCACCUACUGGUACAUAAAAUUGACAAAUCGGAUUACAGGAAAAUAACAAUACAUUUCGAGAAAGUUAGUUGUCAAUCAUAAUUACCCCGAAACGAAAUAAACAACAUGGAUCGAAAUCAACCAAUCACAACCUACAGACGUGACCUUUUGAAUCCGCUGAAGAAUGCCGAUUUUUCCUUAGAGGUCCGUUAGAGUGAGUGACGGAGGCGAAAAGCGUAAACGUGAAUUAUAAUUUGACUUGAGGUCGCAUUUUAUUUCAAAGCACGGCAGUGGUACCAAAGAAAUUGCUGGUAGAUGACAAAAUACCAGCUUGUGUCAAACAAAUAAUCCCUCCUGGGUGUCAUAUGUAAAGUUUCGAAUACACAAGCAUUGUCUUUUGAUAUAUUUUGCAUUCUAAAAAAACAUUUUCUAUCAUUAUUUAAAUUUUGCGUGUUGUGCUUCGAGUAACUUAGUGUUUUUUUAUGAGCUGCUGAUUGGCCCACAACCAACUUUCUUGGAAUUAUAUUGUUAUUUUCCUGUAAUCCGAUUGGUCAACUUUGUCUAAGUGGCUCCGGUAACAGUGGUCGCACUGUAACAUCCUCUCAGGACUUCAAAAUCAUCUAGCUAAUCUGGCAUCGAUUUACAUUUCACAGGGUGUCAGUAAAACGCGGGGUCGAGGCUGGGGUCGAGGUCUAUCUUUUUACAAAGAAUGCCAUUUUAGGGUAGGGUUGAGCUUAGAGUUAGGGUUAGGGUUAGGGUUAGGGUUGGUGUCAACCCUAACCCUAACCCUAAAACAGCAUUCUUUAAAAAAAAAAAUAGACUUCGAUCCCGCGUUUUACUGACACCCCAUUUCACGCCCUUUCACUGCUUUUAAUUUCGAAUGCCAGUCACAGUAACCACUCUUGAAUUUGCUUGUUUGUUGUCUUUUGGACCUGUAACUUACGUUAGUUUUUUUCCUCAGCCAUGCGAAUAUGACAGUUCCUUGACGUGCCUCAAGAUUCCUUGUUAUUUGGAAAGAAUGAAAAGAGGCGACCAAGUCCAAAUUCAAGUGACAUCCCGAGUCUGGGAGAGUACCCUUGUUAAGGUACUUGUUAUGAAAAUAAAAUGACUCGCCCCAUGAUCCCCAUGAUAGGGAAUCCAAAACAGUAUUGGAUUCUAGAUUCCAGGCCGUAAGCCACGGAUUCUUUGCCGGUGGUUUUUGGAUUCCGGAUUCCUCAAGCAAAAAUUUCUGGAAUCCGGAGUCCCUGACACUUUGCAAAAAUUAGAGUUGUUAAGCUAAAAAUUGGCUUGCUAUACUGUGGUUUCUUUUUGUUCUUACCAAUUUUGGGUUUUAAUGUGAGCCAUAACUGCAUUUGUGGACAGAGAAAACUCCAUUCUAUAUUACAAACGCGUUCCUUUACCUUUCGAACGUCAUUGGUGUGGACGGGCGGUCGGUCGGUCAGUCGGACGUACGGUCACGUGGUGACCAAAAUUCUUGGACGGGUAGAUUACCACAUUUAUUAGGUAUGGGGCUACGCUUGCGCGCGCGUAGAGCUCCGCUAUUAGAAUGUGCAUUAAACAUAACUUUCAGAAACGCACACGCUCUUGCUUAUAAUUAAUGUGGGUUUAACACUUUUGUUUCUUUUUAUUUAUGAUUAUUGUGCAGGCCAAGGUUGGUUCGGUCAACAUAACAACCACCGCUAAAGUCACGCCAUCAUCUUCUGUUCCUGAAAUUGAAACAGACAACAACGUGCAUAAGGUUGGAAGUCCCGCGCGCGUGACACGAAUACCCAGUAUUGCGUGACGAACCGAAAAAAAAGUCUGCGUAGAAUACUAGCACGCAUUUGAAAGGUUUCCCUUUGAAUGACAGUCAAAAAUGGGAUUAAGAAGAGACGAGAUUAUGCAGAGAUGGAAACACUCGAUAUUUUACAUUUAUUUGACCCUCGCUAUUUGUAAUUUAUUCAGAACUCAGGGUAGACUAGAAAGGGAGAUUGGGGAGACAGGCCAAAGGACCUUCUCUUUUUUCCUCGUCGAUCUUCUUAUCUUCUUUCUGUGUCCGCCGCCCAGGAUAUCCAUAGUUUGCCACUUUUGAUUAAGUGAGAGCUUACUUGUAGCCAAUCUCGUUCCCAGAGGCCGCGAUCCUUUCGUACAGCGACGGGUUGCCCCAUCCGCUGGACAAAAGUAACGGAGGCUCUGGGAACGAGAUUGGUUCGCAGGUAACUCGCAGGUUAUAUGUCAAGAUUUCUUAACCUAGAACAUUUUUUCAUUUGCAUAUUUCUUGGAAGUUUUAGCUGAAUGGGGAGCUUAAGCAAAGGCGUUUUUGAGUGACGCACGUCAACCGGAAGUGGAUCUUUUGCAUUCUUGGGCAGUGGUUUUUUCCACAUUUUCAGGCAUAUUGUCUCCAUAAGUGUAAAGACACUUCGCAAUACACAUUUGGUAGCCUCAAGGCAUAUUAAAAGAUAGCCUGCGAACUGCAGACGCAUUUCCGGUCGUCGCUUCUCUCCCACCGGAGGGAGAGAGGCGACGACCGGAAAUGCGUCUGCUGUUCGCGGGCAUAUUAAAAGGGGGAACAGGCUUUACUUCCGGAACACGUGCAUCGCUCAAAAACGGCUUGAACUACAACACAACAAAAAUGUUUUGCUCUAAUAGCUCAUUCAUUUGAAUUGUCUCAAUACACACGCCAAACUUUUCUGCCAAAUUGGUGAUUUUCAAAUGUUGUUUUUAAAAUCCUUGAGUUUUUUAUUUUUAUUCUAAGAACGGUUUCUUUUGCUCUUGUACAGAUCCAGCUACUAGCUAAACUAGCAAGCCAUGUUACCGAAAAAGGAACCGCUGUUUGGAUCUAUAUCGUGUCAGUUCUCGGAGGCCUCGCUCUUUUGGCCCUUGUAGGACUUGCCCUUCAUAAGGUAGGUGCUCAUUAUUCUAGAGAAACAGUAAGGUUGAAAGCAAAAGGGAUGCAGGGCCGAGAAAGGGGAUACUUCUGUCAAUUUGGGACAGAAGAUUUGUAUCUGUUGGGUGAACACGUAAAAAGUCUCUUGUUCUAAAUGCUUUUAGCUUGCGAAUACAGCCGUUUCUCCUUGCUCGUCGCUGCUAGGGAUGUUUCGCCAGGAGGAAAAUCUGCGCCUCAGCGACAGAAAUUCCAUACUGAUGACGUAAAAUCUGUCCGGAAUCUGGUCAGGAGCUCUGAUUGGUCGACAUAGUAGUGGUAUUGUUUUAGCUAUUGUUUACGAAUGACAGGCCACAAAGGUCAAAUGUAAACGAGUUCGUAAACGUGAUAACAUGAGAUCAGGCUCUAUUUUCGUUUCUCUUUGGGACUACGUAAGAGAGAAUGUAUGAGAACUGCUAAAAUUGGGCCUGAUCUCGGGUUGUAAACGUGAUGAAUUUAUCAAAAAACAGUCAAUAGUCCUGGAAUAUAUAUUGUGGUUCAAUUUGAUCCUUGGUUUAAGUUUUAUUUGCCUUUGUGUUGGGGUAUGGUAAUGUGUGAUAAUGAGUUUAAAACAGGGGGAAGUAAAAUUUAAACCAAGGAUAAAAUUGAACCAUAACAUAUUCCUCUUUAAAAAAAAGCAUCUGAGUUUUGGUGGAGCUCGUUCGCAGUAGAACACAAAACUUUACCAUAAUCGACCAGGAGAAACAGAAACCUGACAGAAAGUCAAACGAAUUUACAUUUGGAACCCCAUGACUACAGGAUUUACUGCGUAAACAUUGAUUUACGUCAUCAGUAUAGAAUUUCUGUCGCUGAGGCAGUUCCUCCCGGCGAAACGUCCCAAGCGGCGAGAAGCAAGGAGAAACCCCGGGGGGGGCCGGGGGGAGAAACGACUGUAUUCGCAGGCUAAAUUACUUUUUUCUUAAUGCUAAAUGCAUUUACGAGCCUUGUUCGUGUUCUAAAAAAGUUGCUAAAUUGGAUAUUGCUUUCAGAUUAGUCUAAAUACAAAGUAAAUUGCUUGAAAAACAGAAGAGUUUGUGACGCGUGACUGUUUCGAAAUCACAACCGGAUAUUAAAACUGUCAAAUUUUCCCGCUCCGGGAUACAAUUUUCUUAGUUAUAUCUCGCUUCAAUGAAAUCGCCCUGAACUGAAACUUCGCAUACAACGUUAAGUACUGGCUAGCUUCAAGCUGGUAGAAAAUCACACGAUUUUGAGAUGGUCACGUUAGCCUCCGGUACCACCUUAAGGAGUGUUUUUUUGUUUGACAGUGUGGCUUCUUCAAACGGAAUCGCAUGGAAAAGCCAGAGCAUACAGAAGAGGAGUUAGAACCCAUGAGGGCGGGGCCAUCUACAGCGUAG